UAUAUAUGUGUAUAUAAAAGUACAUGUUGCUGUAUUCUGCAGAUCGAGGACUUCAAAGAACUUGACAAGGUCUCCCGAAACGUCAAAUCCAUCGCUAUCAUCGGAGGUGGAUUCCUGGGCAGUGAGCUGGCCUGUGCCCUCGGCAGGAGAUCAUCAGAGUUUGACCUGGAGGUGAUACAGAUGUACCCGGAGAAAGGCAACAUGGGAAAAGUCUUGCCUGAGUAUCUGAGCAACUGGACAACAGAAAAAGUCAAGAGCGAGGGUGUGAAAAUAAUCUCUGAAGCUUUAGUGAAAUCUGUGGUCUCCAAAGAUGACAAGUUAGAAAUCCAGCUGAAGGAUGGCCGAUUGGUGAAAACGGACCACAUCGUGGCAGCUGUUGGCCUGGAGCCCAAUGUGGACCUUGCCAAGUCAGCAGGUCUGGAGGUGGACUCUGACUUUGGAGGCUUCCGGGUCAAUGCAGAGCUGCAAGCUAGAUCCAACAUUUGGGUGGCGGGAGAUGCUGCGUGCUUCUACGACAUCAGACUGGGCCGCAGACGGGUGGAGCACCAUGAUCACGCCGUGGUGAGCGGGAGGCUCGCAGGGGAGAACAUGACCGGAGCCAACAAACCAUACUGGCAUCAGUCCAUGUUCUGGUGAGUGAGGGCUACUCCCCAUGUCCUGCU
This is a messenger RNA of Notothenia coriiceps (black rockcod), 662 nucleotides long. Its product is annotated as apoptosis-inducing factor 1, mitochondrial-like. Gene Ontology annotation, cellular component: cytoplasm; mitochondrion. The annotation marks the transcript as partial. Gene Ontology annotation, biological process: apoptotic process; mitochondrial respiratory chain complex assembly. The record is from RefSeq and is a predicted model, not a curated record. Gene Ontology annotation, molecular function: FAD binding; NAD(P)H oxidase H2O2-forming activity; protein dimerization activity. Lineage: Eukaryota; Metazoa; Chordata; Actinopteri; Perciformes; Nototheniidae. The transcript is spliced from 5 exons.